Molecule: messenger RNA, 1113 nt
Organism: Trametes versicolor FP-101664 SS1
Lineage: Eukaryota; Fungi; Basidiomycota; Agaricomycetes; Polyporales; Polyporaceae
Exons: 3
Coding region: 1-1113 (370 amino acids)
Source: RefSeq, a predicted model, not a curated record
AUGUCCUCCCCCUUAUUCCCUGCUGCGGCGACCACCCCUUCCUCACCUGUCAAUCCUGGCACGCUGCGCGAGUCCUUGGAUGUAACCCCGCCUCUCCCUGAAGCGUCGGUUGCAUCUGAAGAAGAUGCACAACAUCCCCCCCUGCCGACGCUGUCUCUAACGUCCUCGCCUCUCGCCGCCUCCGACGGAUUCCCUCUCCCGCUGGUCCCCGACCUUGCGAAACGGGUAUGCGCCGCGCCGCCUUCCCCUUCCCUCGACGAUGGCAAACAGGCGCUACCGGUUGCCUCCAAAGAAGAUGCGGUAUCGUUAUCCCCAACGUCCUCGCCUGUCGCGAAAUCGAUACGCGCCGCGCCGCGUUCCCCUUCACUCGACCGUGCCAAACACGCGCUACCGGUUGCGUCUCGAGAAGAUGCGGAAUUGUUGUCCCCAAGGUCCUCGCCUGUCGCAAAUCCGGUUGGCACCGUGGCACAUGCUCCCUCCCCCGACAGUGGCAAAAAGGCGCCAUUUGACUUGCUUGCGCGAUUGGAAGUAUUUCGUGGAUACGCCUGCGCUGGAGGACCGUGGUUCGCGGUCAGUAUGGUUCCUCGACGGACUGACUGGGAGGUCGUGUAUGGCAACCGUCGCAUGACCGCACUCAGUUACCUCGGCAAACCCAUCGCUAUCUGGGUAGUCGGCGACCUCGUCAGCAUCAACAUCUACAUAGGCGCCCAGGUGGACAACCCUUGUGUUCGACUGUCUCUGUCCGUGAAGGACGAACGAGACCGGGUAGCCCUCACCGAUAUACGUCGUAUCGUCCACCCCGAAACUCCCUCGCACGGUGACUCGAUGUUCAAGGCAAUAUCCCUAGGAGGUGACGCGGGCAAGAAGACCUUGAAAGAGAUCUACGACGCCACCACAUCGUUUGAGUCGAGGGAUGUGAUGGCCCGUCUGGCACCUACCGCUUUAAACGUGGGAGAUGUUGUGUUGGCGGAGUGUUGGUUCGUUCGCAAGGAACUUCUCGGGGAAUGGCAGACCGCAUUUCAUCUUACGUCUAUCUCGAGGCUGCAUGAGAACGUCACCACCCAGACGUCCGGUGCGCCGCCGAGCUUUGUAUCGUUCCCUUGGAAGAUUUGA